AUGGAUCCCGAAGACAGUUUUUACCAGCAGAAUAGUCUGAUCUCAUUUAGCAGUGGUUCUGACAGCGCACGCGGGGACUCUAACGAUUCCUCUGGGUCUUUUAAUUCUGCAAGAAACACAGUGCUGCAGUCAUUGAAAGACAACCACCGUUUGAGAACCGCUACCAGUUACAAUCCAAAUAUAAAAGACAGUGGCAGUUGCAAUAAAAAUGUGAGAAUCACUUCAAGUCGUAAACGGAUUACUCAGGACAAGGGGAGUAGCAUCGAUAGCUUAAGAUCCCUUGUGACAGACAAUCACCCGAAUAUACACGAGAAAAACAGUACCAAUGAAAACGUGAGAUCCUCAAGUAAGAAAAAUUGUAUACGUCAAAAUGACAGGUCUCAUCCUUCUAGACAUCGAGGAUGUAAAACACUUCCAGAAACUGACUUAGAGAACGAUGUAGACAGUAAAUAUUCCAAUACAAGAUCUGAAAGUAGUCAGCGAUCUAGACUAGGUUCUGAUCUAGGAGUUCUAAUGCAGACACCGGAAGUAGAUCACUCCGUUCAAAACGUAUUGUCAGACGAAGCGCUUCCGGAGCUUCGUGUUGCAGCAUCGAUGACGUUCGACAUAAACGUUGAUUACAUUUCCGGCAGCGACUGUCUGGCUCCACCCCAACCGCAUCUUAUACCGGAAGUACGUCAAACACACACAUCACACAACCGAACGUCUGCGGAUUCCAUGAAUUUAAACAGACGACAGCUCCCACCUCUGCCCUCGCAGACGGGUAGCGAGACUUCCUGUUACAUCUCCUACGACCAACCGGUGGAGCCGGUCAAACGAGUCAGAAGGAGAGAACCCAGACAUUCUCUCCAUGCCAGACGAUCUCUGAUCCUGAUCACAAUGCUCUCCGUCCUUCUAAGUCUAGCGUCAGUUGGGUUUCUAGUUCUGCUGAUUACAAGACAAACCCCUAGCCCCAAUAAUAAACUCUUCAAGGGUCUGUACGAAGCGUGUGUUGAAUGUUUAGAGAGCUUUGAUCAUAUCGAUCUAUUGACAGUUAGAAAAGAGAAAGACAAAUCUUUUUGUUGCGCCACUCUUGAUGAUCAAAUGUAUGCGCUUGUACUUAUGAUUCGAAACAAGAAAAACCAAACAAGCAUCAACUUCAGCAAAGAGACCAUCGAACUGAACGUCACACACACCCGCUACCACCAAGGGGUAAAACGUCAAAAGAGAUCCAGACCAGACAAAGUAUUCACGGUGACUCGAACUGGCUGGUACCGGGUGUCCUUGAACUUGAGGGCAGCCUGUUUACCGUCGCAGAAGAACACAAUUAUAAAAGUUUGGCGAACAUUUCUAAAUCGACACAAAAAAACUUGUAGGGAACAGAUCUCAAGCGUUAGAUGCCCUUUAGUUUGGUUAAAAGACUACUUUUACGAAGUUCUUCAAACGUUAUGGAGUAAGAAGCAGCCAAUAACAGAUAGAUUGGAUGGUACAUUAGCAUCAUACGGCAUGGAAAUCAAUGCUGACAAGACUACGGCCAUAACCAACAUCCCGUAUAGCGACAUCCUCCUCUUUGGAUGUGAGGCAUGGACCGUCAACUUAGAACUCCUGCGAAGAAUCCAUGCCCUGGAUAUGAGAUGUCUACGCAGACACCUAUGGGACAAGUAG
Messenger RNA from Physella acuta, 1644 nucleotides. RefSeq lists its product as uncharacterized. The record is from RefSeq and is a predicted model, not a curated record. Lineage: Eukaryota; Metazoa; Mollusca; Gastropoda; Physidae.